AUGGUGAAACGAGAUACCGGAGCUCCUGCACGACUCUACCUCUUUCUCUCUAUGGGUGACUCUACCUCUUUCUCUCCCUCUGCCAGGGGGCGGGGCUGAACGAGAAGCUUUGAUUCGCCCAUUAGGUCAAAGUAGCGACCAAUCGAAAGAGAGCGAUCAUUUUAUACAUAUGCGGAGGGGCGGAGCUUCGUGGAAGGUAUUUGCAACAGUAGGAGGAAAAGGCUGGACUGUAAAAGAAAUGGAAGAACUUAUUUCUGCAUAAACCUGAUCUUUGCUCUCUUUUUUUAAAUGUUAUUUAAAAUAAACGGCUGCUUUUAGAAAGAGUAAGUUCUGUAGAAUGUUUACAAGUUUAUUUGUUUUUAGUGCAAAUCUUUUAUUUCCGCGUACUUCGCCUGCAGUUAGGAGGACGGGCAAGAGCAGCAGCCGCGCUUUCCAAUCGUCUGGUUUUCAUUUCUCCUGGGGCACAAGGUAAGUGACAGGCGAGGGGUUUCAGUGGGUAGGUGGGUUGUUUCUGACGCAUAAGACCAGUUUUUUGGGGGGAGGGAAGAGAUUGAGAGGAAAAGGGCAAGCCCGGGCAUGCAAAGCCCAGAGCAGGAAGGUGCUGCUGCCGCAGGCACAAGAGGUGGGCGGACCUCAGGCUUUUGCAAGGUUUUCUUUUCUUUUUCACUAUGAAGACCCGUAAGGGCCGCAGAUGGCACCGAAACGAAAAGAAGGGCGGGGGGGGGGAGAGAGAGGGGAGGGAGACCCAGAUUUAGAUGUCCAUAUAAAAGUGCAAAUUUCACUUUUCAUUUCAUGGGUCCCCUACUCAGUUCUGAAAUUAGGGAGUAUAGUCGCAAAAGGAGCAGGUCCCAGACGGCCCAUUGAUGGUCAUGUUUUACACGCAGGGAGCCCAGAGCCUCAUCAUAAGGCCAGCCCUUGCAACUUCAUUUAAAUGUUGUUUGCUUAUUUUAAACUUUGCAUACCGCUCUUCGCCAUGUAGGUUUCAAAGCGGCUUACAGCAAUAGAAUAGAAAUAUAUGCAACAUUUGAAACUUUUAAAAAUAUCAUAAAAGGGAUGUGCAAGCUUAUGUAUAAAUUCAAUGGGUAGAACAAAAGCCAUUAGAUGUACUGCUGGAUAACAGUUUUAGUUCCUGUUUUUGUAUUUAUGUCGUUUAAAAACCAAUCAAAAAUAUUGUUAAAAAAGAAAAAUAAGGAAAAUAUCUGGGAAGCAUUCAGAGUGCAAAGUCCCCCCGAAAUGAAACAGUUUUGGCCAAGCGUCUGACACACAGUAAGGGCCAGUUCCUGCCCCAACUUCUUAUGGGACAGAGUUGCCCAGAGUUGGGCCUAUAACACUGAAGGUACUCCUGACUUGAUUGAUGCUUCUGGCCUUAAUAGUACUCAUCCAAGGAGCACUACAGGGUAAGGUGGUCCUUAAAGCAUCUGGGGCUUAAAUGAUUAAGGGCUUUGCACACUAGUACAGGGACCUUGAACUUGGCCUGGUAGCAUUUUGGAAGUCAGAGCAGGUCUUUCAUUUUUUUUUUAUAAUUGAUAUUUAUUAAGUUUUCAAAGAAUAACAACAAAAAUUUCCAAAAAAAUUUGAGGAUACAAAAAACAAAAAUAGUACAUAAACAAAAAAGAAAAGAAAACCCAGCCGCAAAGAAAAAAAGAAAAGAAAAACAGAAAAACAAAAAUAUAAAGUCCUUUACAAUCUCUAUUGACUUCCUUUCUAGACUUCCUCCUCCUCCCCUCUCUUGUUUCUUAAUUUUUAAUUUUUACAGCAAAUCCUUUCUGUUUUUUCAUAACAAUCUGUCAUUACGUUUCCUUAUUCUAUUUUCCCUCUUGUCAUAUAAAAACUUUAAGACUCAUAGCUUAUAUUCAAUAUUUACCAAAUUCUUACAUCAUUACCUUUUUACGAAUCAUUUACCAAUCCUUACUUAAGCCAUGUAAUUUCAUUCAACAUCCUUCAAACAUUUGUAAGCAUUCCCAAUAUUAAAAAAUAAAAAGGAAAAAAUAAUAAGUCAAAUUCAGCUUCCAACCUCCCCUCCCCUGGACCCGGGAUUGUCAGUCCUUUUAACCUCGAUAAUCCGGCUCCUUAACCUGGUUGUCUCGUAUCCGAGGCCCAGAGCAGGUCUUUCAACACCUGUGCCAUGAUCCUGUCAACAGUCUAGCUGAGCAUUCUGCACUAGCUGAAGCUUCCCAGACCAGAUCCAAGGGCAGCUCCACAUGGAGCAUGUUGCAGUAAUCUAAUAUUGCUAACUCAUGCCCAUGCAUUAAGAGGUCCACCAGUAAAUCCUUACCUCUUUGCUAGAAAGGAUGUCCUUCAUUGAGUUAGCAGCUGUUAGCAACCCCUCCUUGCUGAUUUUCAACUCCAGUCCAGAUGUGGCCCCUGCUGCUUGUUUAAAAGGGAGUGAUGUGGCCUAAAAGCAGUCAUGUCUGCACAGUGUAGCUGGGAGCAUUAGUCUGCCAAUUGUCUUGCUUUUGUUUAUAUCAAGCGACAAUCCCUUGGGCUUUGAGACUCACACAGUACCCUCUAAUUGCUGCGGCUCCAAUGUGGAGUUGAGUCUGUGGACUUGACAAAAAUUGUCUUAACCCUGGGGAUUUGAUCUUUUUAGGCCUGUUUUGAGAGAGUGCCCACACAUUCUCAUGUGAAUAUGCAUAGUGUUCGCGUACCUUUUAAACUUCAGCCCAUUUUUAGCAGAAUGCAACACCUGCCACUGUGACUGUUCCCUUCUGACUAUGUCCACAUGGGUUGUUGGCACUACUGUCCACCUGUUCCCUCUCUACCCCUGUAUUUUGCAGUAUCUCAUCAAAGGUGGCUGUGGGAGCUUUCAUUUAAGAUGAGGCGACGCAUCAUGCUGCUUAGCUGUUCCACUAUAGCAUCUGAUGAUCUACCUUGGCAGUUUUAAAUGUGCUCCUUUUGUGAAUUUGCAGACAAAUGCUAUGCUGUAAGCAGUUGCUCUGACCCAAGUCUUGUAUUUCAGAUGAUUGAAAUGUUGGCAGCAAGUGAGACUCUGGAAUUGCUGCGGCAGCUGAGUGUGUUACUGGAUCAAGAGUUAAGAUGUCAGCCAAAGUUAUCUGGCCUGAGAAUAAUUGAAUCUGCUCACGAUAAUGGGCUCCGGAUGACGGCAAGGUUGCGAGACUUUGAAGUGAAGGACCUGCUUAGUUUAAUUCAGUUCUUUGGCUUUGGUACAGAGACGUUUUCUCUCACAGUGAAUUACUUAGACAGGUUUCUGUCAAAAAUGAAGGUAAGUCUUGGAACAACAAAGCUGUAGGCUCAUUCAUCUCUUCGUAACCAUAUGGACUUUAAAGUCUUUGACUGCAAAGGAGUGUUGCAUUCAAUUCAACAUGCAUGCAUGCAGUUGUGCUAUGUAAAUCCUCGACUGGAAUUCAGAUUUUGAGGUCUCAGUAGUUCAGAGCAUCAGAAACUUCUCCUUGUCUCGUUGAUUCAAGCAAUUCUGAAUGCAUUCAAAGACUAAACACUAUCAAAGCACAUGUCUGAGAGGCUUCAUUUGCUCCUGCCUCUUGAGCCAGGAGUAGAGAUUGGGUUUCAACAUGAAAUGCAUAACUGUAUCUUGAACAUGCAUGCCAAGUUUAAUGUCACCUCUCUUUCACCAGUUGUAUAGUCUCUUUUGUAUAUUUGCUAGCUGCCUUGAAAAGAGAUGUGAGGCUGUGACUGUGCUUGCCCUUAAAAUGUAGAAUGCAUAUAAUUCUGAGGUCUCAGUAUUCGAGGCUGAUGCUGUGUAUCACAAGUAGGCAACUUACACAAUACCUUGUUUUUGAGUGGUUUGAACAAUGUUGUGGGUGAAAGUGUAUCCCACACAGGACCUUCUGUUUCUGGUGUGUUUGUUGGCUUGUUGGAGCUAUGUGGGAUUGUCCCAACUGCUGGUAGUGGUUGCUUCAUCCACCGCAAAAAGAAAAUGUGUUCAUCUAGCACAGGGGUUUUCUACCGUUUUUGGGCCAAGCACCAAAUUGAUCAUGACCAACUCAUCCUAAACCAUAUGGCAAGUGGGUGGGGGCAAGACCCAAUUCUCAAGCUGCAUUCUCUAUCCUAUUUUAAAUCAUGUCUAUCAUGUCAGUAUUCAUUAUUAAAUUCCGGUUUGUGGUUUGUUGAAAAAUAUUUUUCAAGGACAUUUCCAGGUGGGAUGGAGGAUGUUACAAACCUUGUAGAAUUGCAGCAGGAGACAUUUAGGAGCAGUCAGUCAGUCAGUCAAACAAACAAACAAACAAACAAACAAACAAACAAACAGUACCUUUUAAAAUGAAAUAAAAAGUAUUUAAGCAAUGGACUGCUGUGUGCCAGGCAUACAAUCUUUUUCGACUGCCCUUUCUGCAAGAGGGCAGGGGUUAUCUACUGAACUUGAAUAGCCUUAAAACAUUUGAGACACGUAUAUGACAGUGGGUGCUUGGGGAGCGAGAAAUAGUUGCCUUGCUUCCCCAAGCGUAGAGCUAACUGAGCAUGCAUUUCUAUUUAAGGGAUGACAGUAGGCUUAGGCAAGGAUAUUUGGAAUGAACUUUCCACUCAAGGAAGUUAAGAUGAUUAAUUGCCGGUGGUGGGAGGAGAACUUUUGGAAGUUCUACAGGGAAGCACAGCUUAAUGGCAGAACAUCUGCCUUUCAUGUGUAAGGUUCCAGCUCAAUUCCCAGCUAGAUCAUGAAAUUGUUCCCAUCUGGAACCCCUGGUGGUUGCUACCAGUCAAUCCUGAAGCUUGAUAGAUCUGACCCAGGAGUGCAGAAGGCUUUCCUAAACCACCUAGCUGCCUAUUAAUCUUACACACAUAAAAAUAUACUGUUGGACUUGUAUCUCAUUAAUCCUGUGAUGUGGAGUCUUAACUCCCAUUAAGUACAGUGGUAUUUACUUCCUGAUUAGCUGUUUGUUAGCAGCCUAAAACAAAUGAAAUUGCAUAUUAGAAAGAAAAACCCUGAAUCUCUGACUUUCUUUCCUCUUCUAGGUACAGCCAAAACACUUGGGCUGUGUUGGGCUAAGCUGCUUCUACCUAGCAGUGAAAGCGACAGAAGAAGAGAGGAAUGUUCCAUUAGCCACCGACUUAAUUAGAAUAAGCCAGUACCGAUUCACAGUUUCCGACUUGAUGAGAAUGGAGGAGAUUAUUCUAGAGAAGCUGUGUGGUAAAGUGAAAGCAACGACGGCCUUCCAGUUUCUGCAACUUUAUCACUCGGUCUUACAUGGCAGCCUAACCUAUGAGAGGUAGAGAAUUUUCCUUUCAGAACAUGUUUGGAAUGGGCAGUUCCAUUUAGGCAGAGUGGAAGUCUUUGCUUGGAUGGAAUUUGAGAACAGUGGAGAGUGAAAUCUGAGGCACCUGCAUUUUGAUAUAUUGUCACCUGUUGAAAAUGAUUCUGGUUUGAAAACUGGUUUUAGAUAAUUUGAUUCGGUGUUGUUCAUUUCUUCUGUAUUUUAUGGUUUCAUAGUUUUAUAAUGUGUUAAAUAUAUAUAUAUUGAAUGAGUUGAAGAUUUAGAAAUAAUAAAAAAUGAAUAUUACUAAACUGAUCUAAAAUUUCUCUAGCUGUUCAAAGCUUAGUAAUGUUAGCUUUGCCAUGUAAACUUUGUGCGCAAAGACGAGACUCUGCUAAACUAGGUCUCACUUUCUUACAGGAAGAAACAUCUUAAUUUUGAGAGACUUGAAGCCCAGCUCAAGGCAUGUCACUGCAGGAUUGUUCUUUCGAAAGCAAAGGUAAGGAUCUUGAUUGAUCAGUGCUUGCAGAAAUUCUGCAGGACCUGGAGAGGACUGAUUGUCAUCUUAAUUGCUUUGUCUGUUCCUCAGCCAUCUGUCUUGGCUCUCUCAAUAUUGGUCCUGGAAGCUGAAGAAGAAAAACUGCCAGAAUUGGAGGGCACCAUAGAACACCUUCAAAUACAUUCCAAGGUAGGCAGUAGAUAAAUGCUUAGUCCAGAAGAUUGGAUCUCUUUGUUUCCAGCAGCCUUGAGUUAAUGUAUAGAGCCUCUUGCCUAAUAAGAGACUAUGUACAAUGAAGGAUUUUGUCUACGUCGGUUUUCAGCGUGAUUAGAUCCUAUAGAAUCCUAGAGGUUUUCAACCUUUUGGGGACCACAGCUCUGUUGACCAACUAUAUUCUUUCUGCGGCUGCCCUGUGGGAUCAGGAGCCCAGUUAUGUCACCCCUUGCCUACAGAGCUGGCAGCCCCUCACCCUUUUUCAAACACCUUCCCUUGUGGAGUGUUCCCUCAGCCUCCUCUCCUUGGUAGUCCUCCAGGCAGCUGCUGCUGUCCCUGGUCUCUGAGCUGUCCCCUCUGCCCCAAGGAGAGGUGCCUCCUCCCACUGCCCCACAGGGGCCUGGAAAGCACCCCCUGGCCAACCCCAGAGGCACCAUUCAUCUGGGGAGCUUGUAGUCAGAUCUGCUGCAAGAAACAGCUGUGCAAUCCUUUGGGAGGCAGAGACGCAAGAAGGCAUCAGAGGAGGGAGAGAAGGAAAGAAGGUCAGAGGCCAGUGUUGCCCAUGGCACGCCUAACCAUCAUUCAAGGCACCCCAGGGUGCCAUGGCACACUGGUUGAAAACCACUGGGUUAGAGGGGAUCUCAAAGAUCUGCUAGCCCAACCCCAUAUUGAUAAACAAAAUGGAAUUUUUGGGACAGAUCUUUCCCUGGGGAAGCAGGGUAUGGUACUACCUGGUUUGGACAGUUGUCAGGUGGCAGAGUGUAGACUUAAGUGAAAAAGAAUGUCAAAACUUGUCGGAGCUUGAUACACAGGGUGGUGUUGAAACCUUGCUUAAGGGUAUUAGUAGUAGUACAGGCGGUGACCAUUUUGCACGCGUCCAGUUGAUGUGCAACUGCUGAUGAAUGGAUCCUUUUGGACCCAGAAGAGGCUAGAAUGGGUGUGCUGGCAAGUGUAACAGGGCAGAGUAGCUUCCACGGACUCUGCCUGUGCGUGUGGGGGUCAGGAACAGAAACCCCGCUCAGAAUGGUCACCACCUGCAGUAGUGUUGUUUGUUAGCUGCUUUAUACAAAAAAACCACCCUCAAUUCAAUUUAGCGAGUUAGACUACAGAUAAAAUCGAUUUAAAGCCUGAAAUUUAACAAUUUAUUAUACAUAAUUCCUAAAAUGAACCUCCCAGCAACACAGAAAGAAUAAGUCCUACCCUACCCUACUAAAAUAUGAGCAUCACAGUAAAAUCUAACUUAACUACCAAAGGCCUGGGUAAAUAAAAAAUCUCUUAGCCUGGCACCUAAAAACCGACAGUGAUGGUGUCAGACAUCUUGUCCCUAUGGAGAGCGUUCAUCAGGUGGCAGAUCAAAUUGUAUGUUAUUGUCUGCCAAUCGCAACAGCUUACUUGGUUCCUAGUGUUUAUCCUGAAAGCCAAGUGCACACCUGACUUUCAAACAAAGCUUUGCUGCUUUCUCAGUGGCACUGAUUAGUUUUUAUUUUCCAACUUGCUUCUGGCAGAUAAAUGACAGAGACCUGUCUUUUUGGAAAGAGCUUGUGUCCAAGUGCCUUUUGGAAUACUCCUCAAGCAAGUGCUCCAAACCAAAUGUUCAGAAGCUGAAAUGGAUUGUGUCCGGCCGUACGGCACGGCAGCUAAAGCACAGUUACUACAGAAUUGCCCAUCUUCCCACGAUCCCGGAAAGUGGUUUCCUGAAAGGUGAGUAAAUUUGAUUCUGUAAAACUGUAACUUAAAUCACUUUUAAAUAAGUUGCCUAUAUGGCAUGUGGGUUUUCUUGUAACUUUUGAUUUGUUUAGAAGAAGUUCAAGGCAUAAUUUUAAAAAUGCUUUCUGACCAUCUCUCACUCUGUGUGAUAGUGUGUGGCUAGGUCAGCGGUGCUAAUUAAAUAUCAAAGCUUCAUACCUGCUCCACUCCUGAUCUUUUCAAGGAGGAAGGGAAGAAGGUUCUUUAAAUAUUGACAGCACUCACAAGUGGCACAAAAAGUGGGUGAAUGAGUAGCCAAUAGGAAAGCAGUCUGCCCCUGAAAGUACAGUGGUAGCUUGGGUUACAGACGCUUCAGGUUACAGACUCCGCUAACCCAGAAAUAGUACCUCAGGUUAAAAACUUUGCUUCAGGAUGAGAACAGAAAUCGCGCGGUGGUGGCGCGGCGGCAGUGGGAGGCCCCAUUAGCUAAAGCGGUACCUCAGGUUAAGAACAGUUUCAGGUUAAGAAUGGACCUCCGGAAUGAAUUAAGUUCUUAACCCGAGGUACCACUGAACUAACUAGUGUAACAUUAGGAUGGAAACCUGUGGCCUUUCAGAGGUUGUACUCCCAACUCCCAUGAGCCUCAGCCAGCACUGUCAGUGGUCAGGAAUGACCACAGAUUCCUGUUCCCCACUGGUAAAAGUGUUGACCUAGGUUUUCAAAAUGAUCAUGGUUGUGCACAGUACUAUUUUUCUCGAAAAAGAAGUGCCAGAACUGACAAUGAACGCCUCCCUUGUUCUUUUAGAAAGGCAAUGGUGCCCACCUCAGAGGUGCCAGAGUUCUGGUGGGGGGGAAAGCAAUUAUUGUGCACAUUAAUGUACUUCUGCCAUCUUUCCAUUAGUAAUGUCUUUAUGGUAGGCUAAGUCAUGGUUUUGAAAACUCACUCCUCCUGAAAGCAGAAAGAUGAAAAGUUGGGGAAAUUCUUGUAAAUCUUCCCGCUGCAUAAGUUGCUUAUUUACUGAGAAGUGAAUGUUGCAGGGACCUUGUUUAGUGGACUGGCAGACUGAACUAUUGGACUAUGCAGAGAUGGUGAGAAUGACUAGGAAAAUCAGAAACCAGGAAGAUCAAAACUUCAACAAAGAAUGGGAGAAAUUUAUAUUAUAUUUGACAGACCACUGUAAACAUUUGAACUCUUUGGCAGGCCUUAAAUAGCUCUUGUUAUGUUACAUAAACUUUGGCUACAAUGGAAGACUAAAAAAUUAGGAUUUAUAAAAUGCAGUUGAAAACGUUAACCAAAGAGCCCACGGAGGGAAGAAGUCUAAAGAUUCAGAAGAAUCUUAUUUAUUUUUUAUUUGUGAUAUUGAGUGAUUUUUUUUUAAAAAAAAACGUACCAGAACUGAAUGUUGUACAGUACUGAUUAAAUCAAUUUAUACUCUUUUACUUUCACCUUGCAAUAACAUUUUUUUAUUAUUCAUUUAACUACAGAGAAUCCAUGA
Podarcis lilfordi (Lilford's wall lizard) is the source of this 9059-nucleotide messenger RNA. The record is from the annotation of a GenBank genome assembly. NCBI's taxonomy places the organism in Eukaryota, Metazoa, Chordata, Lepidosauria, Squamata, Lacertidae.